AGAUAAACAAAUAUGACACUGUAUAAAUUAAAAACAGCACCAACAGUUCUAAUAGAAGAUGACUAUGACAAAAAUAUAGUGUCGCUGCUUUUGGAAUUGGCAAACUAUGACAAACAUGAAUUGCAUAUGUUGUGUUAUGAAAAGCCUGCCAGCUAUUGGAAAUGUGUUUUCAAAAACAAUAAUGUGAUAUUCCACGAAGAUCCAAACAUAGGACACCUAGAGGGACUUGGGAGUUCAAAAUGUUCGGUGGUAAUUGAUUCCAUAAACCAGAUGUCCCUGUGCUUGGGAUGGACAGACUGCUUAAAGCAUUUAAGAAGGCUCAUGUCCAGUACGAAUGUUGUACAGUUAAUAUUUAUACUACACAAAGACUGCUUAUCUCAUUCAUCCAAGACACAAAGUCAAUUGCAUCACAUAGCAAGUGCCAUAGUUUCAUAUGAUGCAGUAGAUUCAUCUAAAAUAUGGGUACAGUUAAAAAAGAGUGGUAAGAUUGUUAAAUCAGAAGAGAUUCUUACAUAUGACAGCAGGACCUCAACUUUGAAGUCCAAUAUUGUAAUAAAAAAUAGAAAGAAGGAAGAGGAGCCAGCGAAGCCUUUGCCGAGUAGCCUGUCAACGUUCAAGAUAGAAAUGGACCAGACGGAGAAACUGGAGAAGUACAAACUGAAGCUGCCGUACAUGAGUAAGAUACACAGUGGAGAGAGUAAAGUCUACUAUGAGCCCGAUGCUGUAGAUGACUGGGACGAGGAGGAUCCUGAUGAAGAUCUUGAUAUUUAAAUAAAUGUACCAUA
Molecule: messenger RNA, 785 nt
Organism: Cydia amplana
Lineage: Eukaryota; Metazoa; Arthropoda; Insecta; Lepidoptera; Tortricidae
Gene: Elp5
Product: elongator complex protein 5
Exons: 1
Coding region: 13-771 (252 amino acids)
Biological process (GO): tRNA wobble uridine modification
Cellular component (GO): nucleus; cytosol; elongator holoenzyme complex
Molecular function (GO): tRNA binding
Source: RefSeq, a predicted model, not a curated record